AUGGACUACAUCAGGUCUCCAUCCAGAACAGCGUUGCACAUCUUCGUAUGGCUUCUUGUACUACUCGCGAAGCAGGGCAUAAAUCCGCAGCAUACGGUAGACCGCUCAGACAUGGAAGCGGAAGACCAGCCAUCAGAAACUUCUCCAUGCUGCUUUGAAACUGCUAUGCAGGUCGAAGUAUGCCUAUUAGCGGAAGACACCAUGACGGUUCUCGUACGCCGGAUAAUGCAAUGCUUGACCGAUGCCGCUCAGUUCGGGUACUCGGAAGUGAAACAUCAACUUAUCCUCAAGCUGUCGUGUGGAAGGUGUGCCUCGGAACAAAGUCCGCAAGCCUGGACUCCACUCUGA
Molecule: messenger RNA, 348 nt
Organism: Fomitiporia mediterranea MF3/22
Lineage: Eukaryota; Fungi; Basidiomycota; Agaricomycetes; Hymenochaetales; Hymenochaetaceae
Exons: 2
Coding region: 1-348 (115 amino acids)
Source: RefSeq, a predicted model, not a curated record